AUGGCAUCAUCUAGCGUUCCGAAGAGAGCGAAGGCCAAGGACAAAACCUCUAGAGCAACAAGUAACAAUGGUGGCGUGAAAGCCUCAAAGGGCUUUCGAGCGACAACUGCCCAAACCGACAAGAGGAUUGACGCCAAAGGAAUUCUCAAGGCGGCAUUGGAAGUUGAUUUUACCAACAAAAGUCAGGUCGCAUCGUUCGAAACUCAGUACAAGCAAAAGUUAAUGGGGAGGUCACGCGCUCGGACUAUUCUUUCUGUUCUGGCCAAGAAAGAGGAUUCGUCUCAUUAUGCUGGGUGGUCGGAUGGGAAGACUAAGGAAUUCCUUCACUGGAUAUUGAAGGGAUAUCACAAUCUCCUAGAGAAUCCGGACGGCACGGGGACUUACCCAAUACACUCGGCACUGCUGCAAAGGCACACCGCUUUCAUCGACGCAGUCUUGAGCUUUCCAGAUCUAAUUAACAUUAACACGGUGCUCACCAUGGAGGGCCAGUUUGGGAAUGCCUUACACAUCGCCCUGGAGUCAUGCCCGUCGUCCUUCAAUCCGUUGGUGGAGAGGUGCAGUCAAUUCGCCAGCAUGUUCACAGCCAAACGGCUAAUAAACGGAAACACCCCUUUACAUGAUUGCAUGUCAUUUAACUUCGACGCAGAUGGAGAAUAUGACAGUGAGGCGGAAAUGGAAGAGGAUGAGGAAGGAGAAGGAAAAGAUAGCGAGGAUGAGGACGGCGAGGAUGAGCCCGAAAGCGACGACGAAUAUGCCGUCAGUAUGGCCUCAGACGAGGAACAUACCGGACAAUUUGUGAGUAUGAAUCACCGCCACAGUGUAAACAACAGAACUGGGCACCCAGAUGGGCUUGCAAUGAAACGCACGCAAUCAAUCAAAGCCACAAACAAUCUCGAAUAUCCCGCUGAUCGCCUCCCGUACGUCCAACUGCUUGUUGAGAGCUAUGACUCCGCUCUCUACUGCUACAAUCACGACAAGAGAACGCCAUAUCAGGAAAGACUUCACCAACUUGAGGCAUACUUCAAGAGACCCUCGACUCCAGUACCCAAAGACACGAAAUUCGAAGAUUGGGCAACUAAAGAUCCGAUAGCCUCUUACAUUCGAUCUUAUUGCAUAAGGAACUUUACUCGGAACAAGGUCACCAAAUGUCUAUACAAUACCGGUAAAGAAAAGCAGAUUGAAUUCGACCUUGGAGGGUUGGGCAGGGACACUAUCUCCAAUGAAUACCUUGACCAACUGUCAAGCCAUUUGAAGUUCGAAAGCAUCUUGAAGUAUGUAGCACUACCUAGGCUCGUUAUGGAAGGUCGGCCCCGUGCGCCGAAGUCAAAAUCUGUUACCAAACAGGGCAUCCGCGGCCGGUCUGACUUGAAUGCUGUGUUCGAGUGGCUGAAGAGAAAUAAGGUGGAAAAGAUCGUCAAGGUCAUUGUGCUGGAUGACCAGGAACCCUGUCAUGCUGAUUCCAGUAUAGAAAAUGCGCUGAAGGAUUUUGAUGUUGAGAUAUGGGAUUGGAAAAGACUAGAUCUCAGCACCGAUGUUAUACGAAACUCAACAAGCGUCUGCCUAUUGUACUUGGCUGAUAAUCCUCAGGGCUAUGAACAUCCGGAUCGUUUGACUCGAUACAUCAAUGAUUUCAGAGUCAAGGUUGAGGAAAGGAGCAAAAGGCGCAUAACCGUUUCUGAUUUCCGAGACGAUCGAAGUAGCAGCCACGCAUCCGAAAUCCUAGGACGGGCAGGAGAUUCUCAGAGGGAAAGCCCGUGGAUCCACUGCAUGCUCAGGCUUUCUCGCCUACUAAUAACCGCUUGCCUAGACAAGGUUGAGCCGGUCAAGGUCGCUAUCAUUGAUGACGGCGUAGAUGUGUCCCUUGAGAGCCUGAAAGAGAAGAUCGCCUUUGGCCAGUCGUUCUGUCCAUACGCCAACUCCACCGACAUGAUGAGCCCGUACUUCGUAUCAAUGAGUAAUCACGGCACCUCUAUGGCUACCUUGAUAUGUAACAUUUGUCCAAUGGUCAAAUUAUAUAUUGCGAGGCUCGACCAGCGUCAGACAUCAAACAGCAGCCAACGACAUAUCACCGCCGAUUCUGCUGCCCAGGCCGUACGAUGGGCCACAGACUGUGGUGUCGAUAUCAUAUCGAUGAGCUGGACAAUCGAGACCCCUGUGACGGGAAAUCCCGAGAUGGAAAGUCUUCAGGAAGCUGUCCGACGGGCAAGCAACCACAACAUUGUCAUGUUCUGUUCGACAAGUGACCAGGGUAGCAUGACAAACGAUCAUAACUGCUAUCCAGGUGACUUUGGAGGUUGCAUCAGGAUUGGAAGCGCGAGCAAUACGGGUGAUGCCAUGGCAUGGGUCAAGGUUGAGAAAGUCGACUUCCUCCUCCCUGGAUCUAAUGUGCCCUUUUCCGUCACCGAAGGCAAGACAAACCUACAUGAAUCCGGCAGUUCCAUUGCCACAGCUGCUGCAUCAGGUCUUGCAGCAUUUCUGAUAGCCUGCAGCUGGCUCUUAGAUAAAGAGGACAACUAUUUCAAAGACUACAACAACAUGAAGAGGGCAUUUCAAAAUCUGGCUCAGGGGCAUAAAUUUCCUGCAGUGUCUGAGAGGCUGGAGAAGCUCUUUAUGCGGAAGCUAGAAAGAAUCCUGGGAAAGGAUGAGAAAACUGUUAGUGAACUGCCUAUGGAGUGGUCGGACGAAUGUGAGAGGGCACUAGGUGAGAUCAUAAACGGGAUCAAGGAUACAACAUGA
Messenger RNA from Fusarium musae, 2736 nucleotides. RefSeq lists its product as uncharacterized. NCBI's taxonomy places the organism in Eukaryota, Fungi, Ascomycota, Sordariomycetes, Hypocreales, Nectriaceae. Gene Ontology annotation, molecular function: serine-type endopeptidase activity. The transcript has 6 exons. The record is from RefSeq and is a predicted model, not a curated record. The coding region runs from base 1 to 2736 and encodes 911 amino acids. Gene Ontology annotation, biological process: proteolysis.